Molecule: messenger RNA, 3337 nt
Organism: Saccostrea echinata
Lineage: Eukaryota; Metazoa; Mollusca; Bivalvia; Ostreida; Ostreidae
Exons: 21
Coding region: 1-3270 (1089 amino acids)
Molecular function (GO): protein binding
Source: RefSeq, a predicted model, not a curated record
AUGAACUCAAACGGACGAAAAAUGGACAUUAAUGUGCCUUUGGUACAUGUUAUGAAAUAUGUAGCACAAAGCAAACAAUUAUCGAAUCGUUUAGACGAUCUAAACUCGAAGAAACACAGUUUACUCUCAUUGAAUGGUGAUAAUUUGAAGUUGGGUGAAAAUGAUACCCGACCUGAGGAAAGACAUAACAAAAGAAACACCGUCAUUACGUGCCGGAAGCUGCGCAUUCCCGACACUUGUUCACAUCUUGGUCUAAAGUGUGAAGCCACCGAGGAUAGCAACCAAAAGGAGGGACAGGUGAUCCUACACGGGCCGUCAAGCUCCACAGAACUGACGUAUGAAAACAGCCCACCGAAAAGAAAUAGGAAUUUUAUUUAUAAAUCAUGCAAAUUAGAAAGAGAAAAGAUCGAUCAAGAGCGUAACCUUCCAAAUAUUUCAGAAGACCAAGUCAUGCCGUCCUUACCUAUCGAGAUUCUAAACAACAACGAAAAACUCAGAAAAAGCUCAUCAUACGUAUUCCAAAAGGCGAGCAGACGAGAUUCUGUAGUAGCCAAAGACUUUCAUGAAAGUGAUAGAAAUGUUUCUCGGCGCACAUCAUCGUUCACGGCACCCCACAAGCGACGGAACAGCCGCUAUAGCAUACACAAAAGGUCGGCAGAUGAAUCCGAUGAGGGUAUCGAACACGUUCCUGAUAUCCUUAAAGAAAAUGGCUUCGUCAGUGUCGUACUUCCUGUGCAGAAGCUUGAGUCAGAUGACCGGAGUUAUGUCUGUAUCAACAUUGACGCUAUCAGGAAGGCUGUCUGUGAUUCCGGUCUGAGAGCUGGAGCCUCCACGACCCGGACUUUGGCCGGACAGAGUUACCUGGUGUACGAGUGUACAGAGAAUCAGGCAGCGCCUCCACCGGAUCAAGGGGACAGGACUGCCGCGAUGCCACCACUUGUUGCAGAAACCCAGAAAUGCAAACAACAAACGAUAGGGGAGACAAUUAGAAUGAUGCAGAAGUACCCGGAUGACGUAAAAGUCCAACUAAAGGGCUGUAGAAGUAUGGGAAGCUUUGCAAAUGACGACUCAUUAUCUGUUCUGUUGGCUAAAAAUGAGGGAAUAUCCUGCCUUAUGACGGCGCUGACGACAUUUAAGAAUAAUGCCGAAAUACUCACCGCCGCCAUUGUUUCUCUAGCACGCAUGUGUGCAGCAUCCGAUGCCAGUUGUGUUCAUAUACAAAAGAACGAGGGGAUAUCAGAGCUUCUGCGCUUGACGAACUCGAGCUCUAAUAUAGACGUCAUAGAGGGCGCUGUCGACAUCCUAGGAAGCAUGUCCGCCGUAGAAGAAUUACUUGAGAAGUUGGUAGAAGAUGCCGUCCCUUCCAGUGUCGUAACCUUGUUAUCUCGUUAUGAAAACAACAACAAAAUUGUCAGCAACUGUUGCUUCAUCCUCAGUAACCUUACCAACGACUAUCAAACAGCGAAGAAUGUAAUGUAUAUUGGAGGAGUUCACGUGAUUGUGAGAAUCAUGGAGAGAUUCCGGCAUGAUGAUCUAGUUCACGAGAACGCUUGUAGGGCCUUGGGAAGCUUUGCUUUUCACGAGGACCUGAGUUCAGAUGUCUCCAAUGCUGGCGGAAUUCGCGUGGUUUUACAAACGCUUAAAAAUUUCCAAGACAGUACUGCCGUUUUAGAGUGUGCCUUAUGGGCUCUGGCUUGUCUUACUAAAUGUACUGAUGCAGGAGAAUAUAUUUGUAAGAAAAAUGAGAUAUCGACAAUAAUUGAUACACUGAAGAAAUACCAGUAUGAUGAAAAACUUCAGGAAUAUGGCUGCUGCACACUUUGUAACAUCUCCUCUUCUGUUCAGGGUGCCCAGGAACUAGCCAUACCCGCCAUUGUAGAGACGGUGUGUCAGUGUCUGGCACAGUUCCCUGAUAACCUCCAACUUCAGCAGGAAAUCUUCAUCUUUCUGGUUCCUGUAUUAGCAUUAUCAGAUGAUAUCCAGAAAAAGUUUAUACAAGACAACAGAGUGACGAUUUUGUUGGAGAGAAUGACUACUUAUAUUGACUGUCCUGUCAUACAGGAACACGGCUCCCUUAUCAUAGGGUCACUAGCGGUCAACAAGGCUAACCGAACAGUAUUAGAGAGACUGAACUCCUCAAGGACAAUAAUAACAGCUCUACUCCAUCACGAGAAUUCAGACAAAAUCCACGAGAAUGCGCAUAUAGCCUUAACCAACUUAUCUGCAGAAAUUUAUGGAAACAAGUCAACGGUGGAAAGAAAUGGGGGUGUACAGGCCGCCAUUACAAGUUUAACUACGACGUCACAUAACCCGGAUGUAGUAGAACUAGCACUCAAACUACUGGGAAAUCUGAUCGAACUUGAUGCAGCCUGUCAUAACUUCAUUGAGGACAAAGGUCUAGAUGUUCUUGAAAACUUACUUAAGGAGAAUAACCAUGAUCAAGAAACAGAAUUAUUGAUCAGAAAUAUCCUUAUCCAUUUAGCUUCAGCAAGAGGUAUUUCCAGUAACGACUUAGAGAACAUAGAACGAGUCCUUAGUACAGUGACUGAGGGACAGGGCAGUGGCAGUAACGUGGAUGUCUAUCUGGUCCAGUAUUAUGAAAAACUUGUCUCCAAUGUGAAUGGCUGCCGGAUGUUAAUGGAUGGCGGAUCGUUUGAUAAGUUAGUGGAUUUAUUAAACACCAACACAACAACAUAUGACUUACAGUACUAUGGCUCUAAGAUCCUAGCAGCUCUGGCAAUGAAUGGAUUCCACUCGAGGUUUUCAACAGAGAUUUUAUCGUUGAUUCACUCUGCCAUGAAGAAUUUUCCAGAAGAACUUGACCUACAGAUCGUAUGCUGUGGGGCUCUUUGUUAUAUGACAGAAGACCAAGACUCUGUAAGCAGUGCAUUCCUACACCGGGAAGGAAUGAGAACUCUACUGUCCACCCUUGAUAGAUUCCAGGAUGAACCAAGACUAAUCGUUGUGGCUUUCAUGACAUUAGAAAAUUUAUUAAAAUCGGACAGCGAAGACCUUGGAGAUUUACUGGAGUGCUAUGAUGUAUCCAUGGUGAUUGACAUCAUGGGCAGAUUUCCAGACAAUGUUGAUAUCCAGAUCUUUGGUUGUAAACUAGUCAUACUCGCCAACGAUGACGACAAGAAGAAAGAUUUGGACACCACGCCUCUCCUCGAUAUUCUUGACAGACGUAAAUCCAUGCAGGACGCCAUUAUCUGGGCAAAGCGAGCCCUCAAUCACAUCAAACCUGGGUUGCUGCAAAUUGAGGAGCGGUAGAUACAAGGGUUUUUUUCUAUUGUUUGUUAAUCGAUGUUUUCAAUAAAAAUUAAAGUACAAUGCAUAA